This is a messenger RNA of Carya illinoinensis, 2134 nucleotides long. RefSeq names its product homeobox protein knotted-1-like 2. Gene Ontology annotation, molecular function: DNA-binding transcription factor activity, RNA polymerase II-specific; DNA binding. Gene Ontology annotation, cellular component: nucleus. Lineage: Eukaryota; Viridiplantae; Streptophyta; Magnoliopsida; Fagales; Juglandaceae. Gene Ontology annotation, biological process: regulation of DNA-templated transcription. The coding region runs from base 469 to 1596 and encodes 375 amino acids. The transcript is spliced from 5 exons. The record is from RefSeq and is a predicted model, not a curated record.
UAUAUUUGCCUCAUUCUCUAGCUUCUUUUGCUUUUUGUAAUUUUCAAAUAUAUUGUUUUCUUUGAGAAAGUCUUGUCAAGUGUCCAGUUCCCACGCACCAUCCGAGAAACGGAGCGGUCGCCGGCACUCCGGCUAUGCAACCCGCCGUUCUUCUUUCCCGCAUCAUGUCUUCCGACUUGUUCCCUCUGCUUCUUUAGUAUGCCCAAAUCCUGGUGCAACAUCAAUUCAAGGCUUCUCUGAACUAACACUUGCUGCUAACUUUCAUUCCUAAUUUGUUUUUCACGGCCAUGACUUUAUGUCCUUUGUGUAAGUGACAGACUACAGGGAACCCAAAUCAUGGUUGCUUGCUUUGGAUAUCCACUGCUUGCUAUCCUAAUCAUCUAGGGUUUCCUUUUUAGGGUUUUACGACCAUUUUCUUUGCUUCCCACAAUAUUUUUACUGGUUUUUUUCAUCUGGGUUGGCUGAGGAAUGGAGGAAUAUAACAAUCAUCUUAAUGAGAAUUCAGCUCAAAGGGGUAAUUUCUUGUACGCUUCACCGGUUCUUGCAGCGAGUUCUUCUGGUUAUGGGAGAACAAGCGGUGGAUCAAACGUGAGCAGUGAUCAGCAGACCCAGAUGCAUAUCAACACCUUUCCUCUUCAAUCCGGCGGAGAGUGUUAUCAAUCAGAAGUACACCCAAUUGUGAAGACCGAAAACAGCGGUGCCCAUCAUUUACAGACAUUCCAUUACCAUCUGAUGAGGGGGCACCAAGCUGGAGUUCAGCAACAAGAAGAAGGCCGGAAUGAGAACUCCAGUACUGAUGUUGAGGCUAUUAAAGCCAAAAUCUUCGCCCACCCUCAGUACUCUAAUCUCUUGGAAGCUUAUAUGGAUUGCCAAAAGGUCGGCGCUCCGCCCGAAAUGGUGGCUCGGCUCUCAGCUGCUCGCGAGGAGUUUGAGUCGCGGCAACGAUCUUCAGUGUCUUCCAGAGAGGCUGGAAAGGACCCAGAACUCGAUCAGUUCAUGGAAGCCUAUUAUGACAUGCUGGUGAAAUAUCGGGAUGAACUAAGCAGACCUAUUCAAGAAGCAAUGGAUUUCAUGCGUAGGAUUGAAACUCAGCUUAACAUGCUUUGCAAUGGCGCCUUGCGGAUCUUCCCCUCUGAUCAUGAGAAGUGUGAAGGUAUGGGCUCAUCCGAAGAUGAUCAAGAUAAUAGCGCAGGAGAAGCAGAAGUUCCUGAGAUUGAUCCACGUGCUGAAGACCGUGAACUUAAGAAUCACCUAUUGAGGAAGUAUAGUGGUUACUUAAGCAGCCUCAAGCAAGAGCUUUCCAAGAAAAAGAAGAAAGGAAAACUACCCAAAGAAGCCAGACAAAAGCUGCUUAGUUGGUGGGAGUUGCACUACAAAUGGCCUUACCCUUCGGAGACAGAGAAGGUAGCAUUGGCUGAGUCAACUGGUUUGGACCAGAAGCAAAUAAAUAAUUGGUUCAUAAACCAGAGAAAACGGCACUGGAAACCUUCUGAAGAUAUGCAGUUUAUGGUAAUGGAUGGGCUACAUCCACAAAAUGCCGCUCUCUACAUGGAUAGUCACUACAUGGGUGAUGGCCAUUACCGUUUAGGACAUUGAGUCCUAAAAUCACUCGCAUAUAUAGUGAUUGUCGAAGUUGUUGAGAACUGUCUUGUAAUAAUGCAGAGUCUGAAUUAAGACAUCAGUAUAAUUAGCUAAAGCUAGUCGGUACCAGAAUUGAGCAAUGUUCUGAUAUUUUUUAGGAGGAAUUCCAUCACUGCACUGCAAUUUAGUGAAAGCUAUAGUCCUUAUGCGGUGAUGACGACAUUCAAGUUGGGCUGCAGAGAUGUCAUGUCAUUGCGCCAAUUUACAUCAAUCUGGGACGUUUUGAAUUGUUUUCUGUGUCCGAUCAUGGAGGAACCGGAGCUCUCUCUUGUAUUUUAAUUUACUGUACGUGUGCUUCUAGUUAAGGGGAGAUGGUAAUUGCUGGGAGAAACAUUUUAUUUAGUCUUUACUUUUAGCAUGGAAGAUCUGUACUUCAAACUUGUUCAAAUCUGUAACGGCAACUACUUAAUUGCUGGUAAAUGUAUAUAUAGUAAGACGAAACUGAUCAAUAUGAUGUUAAUGGGGGUGUAAUAUUAUUUAUCCGUUUUUUCCA